Messenger RNA from Pogonomyrmex barbatus (red harvester ant), 14650 nucleotides. RefSeq lists its product as uncharacterized. The record is from RefSeq and is a predicted model, not a curated record. Gene Ontology annotation, molecular function: RNA binding. NCBI's taxonomy places the organism in Eukaryota, Metazoa, Arthropoda, Insecta, Hymenoptera, Formicidae.
CGUUCUCGCUGCCGUCGUCAUUCUUCCGGUGAUAGCCGCGGCCGCUGUCGUCGUCCUGUCCGCGCACGCACGUGUGAUUGUGCCUACGACGUGCCGCGUCUUCGACGACAGCACUCGUCGCAUCUGCUGGGCUCAUCUAUUGCCGGCCAGCGACUAGUGAUCAACCAUCUCGUUUCGCCAAAGUGAAAUCAAAUUGGGAGUGUCCGAGAGAGAGCGAGGGAAGGAGAAGGACGUGUACGAAUUGAUCUCUCCGUCGGUGGAGAUAAAGCGAAGACAGGAGCGCAGCGGAGGCAGGUUUAGAGUUCCUAAGGAAAGAAGGAGAGUGCGAGAGAGAAGUCCGGGGGAGAGUUCGAUCUGUCUCGAUCGACCAAAAAGAAAGGAAAUAGCGCGUUUCUCUGAGUGUUAGUGGUGUGUCGAGUGAAUUAUUCUAUUCUGGUCGAGGUUGUGUGUCGUUGUACAGUGCCUCCAAACGAUACCACAACAUCCGAUCCCAAAUGAAGAGUUCGGAGCAAAAUGGUUAGAGAGACACGUCACCUGUGGGUUGGAAAUCUGCCGGAAAACAUCCGAGAGGAUCGCAUCAGGGAUCAUUUCAAACGGUAUGGACGCGUGCAGAGCGUCAAGCUGCUGCCACGGGGCGAGGAGUGCCCUGUGGAUGGAGGUUCCAGUAGUUCCCUUGGCGAGGGCAAUGAGGGCGGUUCCGGUUCCAGUUCAGGCGGCGGUGGCGGUAGCGGGGGCGGCAGUUCCUCGAUCAGCGGGGGUGCGUCAGCGACGGUGGCGUUCAUGGAUAUCAAAUCCGCAGCAAAGGCCCACGCGACUGAGCAUACGUUGGACGAACGAGCCCUCACCACGCAGUACUAUGAGCCACAACAUCUUCAGCACAGGUUCCCCUCUCACGGAAGUUCAGAGGAUCAUGGAUCCGGCGGCGGUAGCGGGGGAGGAGGUGGCGGAACAGGCGGCGUUUCCGGCAGUGGCAGCGGUGGUGGCGGGAACACCGGUGCCGGGGUCGGCGGUAGCGGCGGUGGCGGUGAACGAGGCGACAGGGGAGGCGAGAAUUUCGACUCACGUGGUUCCCACGGCAGCUUCUAUGGUAGCGAGAGGAGCAACCGAGUGGUUGGCACCGGGGGCGGCGGCGUCGUCGGCAGCGGCGGCGGCAGCGGUGGCGGCAACGUCGGUGGUCAUUCGGCGGACCCAUCGACGGGGGACCCUGGCGGGUACAUAUCCCGUAGCCGUCCACCACCUGCGAGCUCCUAUCACGUGACAUCGAGCAGGGCGAGGGAUCGGCUAUACCCGAGGACCGGCCCGUACGUCUCUGGGCCGCCGCCCCCGCCCCAUUUAGAUCGUCAUCGUGGAAGUCUACCACCAUCGUCCUGGUCGUACGAGCCGACGAGUUCGAGAUACGGCGGUGCACCACCACCACCCUCGCCCGCCACAAAUGACGCUUACUCAGACGAACAAGGAGGUGGUGGAGGCGGUGGUAGCGGUAGUGUCGGUGCUCUGCGACAGCACAAAAAACAGCGCAGAAAAUCGCGCAGUGGGAGCAGUUCGCCAAGCGGUAGCAGUCGUUCCGGAAGUAGCAGCAGUAGUCGAAGCGGUAGCUCGGGCGGCAGCACUUCCGGGGGCAGCACGUCGCCCGGCAGCUCGCCACAUCGCACGAGCAACGUAGCUAUCACGGAGGACCGUAGACCAUUGGCCAUCUGCGUAAGGAAUCUACCAGCUCGCAGUAGUGAUACUUCUCUCAAGGAUGGCCUUUUCCAUGAGUACAAGAAGCAUGGCAAGGUGACGUGGGUGAAGGUCGUCGGUGCAGCCGGCGACAGAUAUGCCCUAGUCUGUUUUAAGAAGCCCGAAGACGUGGAAAAAGCUCUCGAGGUUUCGCAAGAUAAGCUUUUCUUUGGGUGUAAAAUUGAAGUGGCACCUUAUCAGGGCUAUGACGUGGAGGACAAUGAAUUUAGGCCGUACGAGGCGGAACUCGAUGAAUAUCAUCCAAAAGCAACAAGAACAUUGUUUAUUGGAAACCUCGAAAAGGACGUUACGUCGUCUGAACUCAGGAAGCAUUUUGAACCAUUCGGCGAAAUAAUAGAAAUUGAUAUUAAGAAACAAGGCGCCGUAUCGAGUUAUGCUUUCUGUCAAUAUUCGGAUAUCGGUAGUGUUGUUAAAGCGAUGAGAUCGAUGGAUGGUGAACAUCUGGGUGCGAAUCGUAUUAAACUUGGAUUCGGGAAAUCGAUGCCCACAUCGUGUGUUUGGGUCGAUGGUAUUGGAGAUUGUAUGUCCGAGAAAUAUUUAAACAUGCAAUUUCAUCAAUUUGGACCGAUAACUCAGGUAGUGGUAGAUCGUGAGCGUGGUCACGCUCUGGUCUUUUUUGAUCAAGUAAGUUGCGCUCAAGCUGCUGUAAAAGAGAUGCGAGGAGCUGCGCUUCGUGGUCGCCGUUUACAAGUCGAUUUUGCAUCAAGGGAAUGUCAAGAAACGUUUUAUGAACAUCUCGAGCGUCAAGGAAACGCUAGUGAAAAACCUUGGGAUUCGAGGCCUUCGCCAGCGUCAUCAUUUGAUGUGACUUAUAAGUUCACGAGUUAUAAUCAAGAACUUAAAACGAGUGCAUUCAUGAUUCGAAGGAUUCCUUCUAGGCGGGAGCGUAGUAGCUUUGACUCGACAGUGACGAGUUCGAGCAACAGAUUCACGCGCUACGACACGCCCCCGCGAUCGAGAACGGCGAACUAUUCACGAACUUCUGGAAGUAGUACACCAGGUGCGAGUCCAGCUCAUCCGACGGCAAUGUCACGAAGUAAUAGACGAUCUUAUCAGGAUUCUUACUACGAUGGUGAUUACGGUGAACCGGGGUUACGACGGCUGCGCUGCAUUGAUGAGUUCAGUCAAGGCAGUGGUGCGAGUCACGACGAUUAUCAGAGUAGUGUUCUCAGCGAUGGCAAACUGAACGACGACGAUUGCCCGCCACCGUCGCGACGUCAUACAGUUCAAAGCGUCGUUACGAGCGUCGAUCCACCUGCGCCACCACCACCAUUAUUACCUCCGCCCGAUAUUCGACAUCUCCAAAAGGAGCGUGUUCAUUUAUUGGAACAACUCGAGGAAUGUCAUAGUAGCGGCGACGAGGUCGGUUUUGUACCGAAAAAACGCGCGAAGCUUGACAGUUCGUCGACGACUAUACUUUGUGAAGACGACGAGCCAGAAAUCGCGUCGUUACUCGUUACCUCGCACUCUAAUAGAAAAGGCAUGGACUUUAGGCGCGUUAGUGAUAGCAAAGUAGUGGUGCACCAUAGCACAAGGAGAGGUAGUUGCGAGGGCAGGGGUCCUGGACCUUGUAAACGUCGUCGGGAUGCCACUAGCAGACAUCACGAGCAUCAUGAUGGAUCUCGACCAGGUACUCCUCUCGUUGAUGAGCGACCAGAGAAUUUGGUACCAAGUGAACCAAGACGAUUUAGAGAAAGGAGUCAUGAGGGUCCAUUAUCGUUGCCUCUACCAAGGUUUGCGGCACAAAUGUUGAACAACAACAAUAAUACGAGCAGUAGUAAUAAUAACAAUGGCAGCAGCACUCGAUCGAGUAGUGCCAGCCUCGCCAAAGUUGCUAGUCCGCCAUGUGCCAGCUUGUCUACUGCGCCCAGCCCUCGUGCCGCUCCACAACCGCCGGCUUCACCGCCUCCUAGACAUGCCAGUUCGAGCCCAACCAGUUCGGACAGCGAGACAGCACCGCAGUCCCCUAGUCUGGAAGAGAGAAUACGUUCUUUGGAUGAAAAAUAUGAAAAGUGGUCCGGUUCGAGAGCAUUGAGUGCUGCUGGCGGUGACGCCCUGGCAAAACUCGAUGCUAGCGCUUCAGAAAGAUUCCGAUUUCGACACAAACUGCUCGAUAUGGAUCUUCAUGAAGUGCAACCUUCCGACAUUGUAAAGUCGGUUCUUGCAAAAAGAAGUGUAUUUGACGAGGACUCGAAACGAUUAGAGAAUUUUAGUGAAAAGUAUGAACCACGAGAAUUUACUGGUGUUAUUGGCGUUAGUUCCAUGAUCGGAAGCACCGCUGGUCUUACUACUGGCGGCUGUACCAGCAAAGUUUGUUUGCAGUAUCCGUUUCCUAGUCAUCCGCCGGUACAGCCGACCAGCGGUACUUCGAUUAGUCAAGUCGGUAUUAAUACGUCAUUGUCCGCGAGUCUGACUCCGACGACGUCCUCGAUGGCCUCGACGACACUAAAGAGUGACCCGCGGAUGGUGCAACAUAACUGCAUACAUCCAACGCCAGCGACGCCGAUCACACCUGGCACUUCUAUCAAGACAGUUAGUCCUGAAUUACCACCGGUUUCUCUACCAAUCGGUCUUGUUAGCGGAACAGCAGCCAGUAGUGGCAAUGGUAGUGGUUUAGCAUCAGCCAGUAGUCUUCUAAGCAGCAGUGGUAGCGUAGGUAGUAUUCACAAUCUUGGAGCCUCGACACAUCGGGGAUUGGGUAUCUCCGCGACUACUCCGUCACCAACAGUGACUGCGGCGUCAACUGAUGCUUUCUCGACUGCAACAACAACAGCGAUAUCUGUUGCGACAACUUCGUCAGCGGCAGCAGCGACAACGACGAUGUCUGUAACGGGCGCGAUAUCUUCCAUGACUAUUACCAGUUCGAUAGCUCCAUCGUCUUCCAUAACAUCCUCAUCCAAUUCUUCCUCUUCAUCGUCAUUAUCCACAUCUUCCACAGAUUUAACUCGGUCUCGUUUGAGGAAGGAAACGAGCGGUAGCAGUCGAGAGAACAGAGAUUCCCGAGACGGAAAAGACACCAGGGAAUCAAAACAUAAUAAAACGAAAGAUUGUCAAAGAAGAUCACGGAAGGAAGAAGCCGAUGUUGAUAGAAAUCGCAAAGAGAGGGAUGAAAGUUCGAACGUAAGUGAUAUCGGCAAUACGGAUAACCACAAUAGAGACUUUAAGGAAAAUAAAGAACUAAGAUAUGAACGGAAAGAACGAGAAGAAAAAGAAAGAAGAGAUAAAGAAGAUCGUGAUAGACAAGAGCGAAGAGAUAAGGAAGAUCGCGAUCGACAAGAGAAAAAAGAAAGAGAGGAACGCGAGAGGCGCGAAAAAGACGAAGAGAGGAGAGAAAAAGAAAGACAAGAUAAAGAACGACAAGAAAAAGAUAGAAGAGAACGGGAAGAAAGAGAAAGAGAACGUGAAAGGAAGGAAAGAGAGGAGAAUGAACUUAAAGAAAAGGAGAGAAGAGAGAAAGAACGUAUCGAUCGUGAGAGGAGAGAACGAGAGGAGAAGGAGCGGCAAGAACGGAGGGAACGUGAAGAACGUGAAAGAAGAGAGCGCGAAGAACGCGAAAGAAAAGAACGGGAAAUUCGAUUGGAACGCGAAAAACAAGAAAAGGAGCGCCUCAAAAGGGAAAGAGAAGAACAGGAAAGAAGAGAAAAGGAAGAACGGGAUAGGUUAGAACGAGAAAGGAGGAGAGAAGAGAAGGAACGUCUCGAACGAGAAAGAAAACGAGAAAGGGAAGAGAAGGAGAGAUUAGAGCGUGAACGGCGAAAAGAAAAGGAGGAACGAGAAAAAAUUGAAAAAGAAAAACGCGAGAAAGAGGAAAGGGAGAGGCUUGAGAAACUUGAAAGAGAGAAACACGAGAGGGAGAAGCGACGAGAACGCGAAGAUCAAGAGAGGCGAGAAAAAGAGAAGGCCGAGCGUGAGAAGAGAAGAGACCGUGAAGAAAAAGAUAAAGAAAAGAAAGAACGCGAUGAUAACAGACGGCAAUCAAUCGAGAAUCAUCUACAUCCCACUACUCAAUCUCAGAGUCAAAUUGCUCCAGCACCAGUGCCGAUCAAGCGCAGGUGUUCGUCACAAGAUUGUCCCACGGAUGAGGACGCUAAACGUGUAAAACUUUCAGAUCAUCGGCGAGACAGCAAAGACCGGUCUAGGCAAAACAGAAGAUCUGAAGAUCGCAAGCAUCGUAAUGACUCGCAUCGUUCUAGUCGAGAGAGUAGAGAGAGUCGUGACAGUAAGGAAAGCAACAAUGCAACGCAGGAUAGCAGAGACGGGACACACAGUGAAUCGACACGGGAAAACAACUCGAGAGACAGUGGAAAUAAGGAGAAGCAGAGGAGCAAAAAGAAUCGAUCGGAGAAAGAGACGAGAGAACGUAGUCCAAGAGUCUCACACGAAUCUGACAAAGAAUUUUUGUCAAGAUUGGAACUGUCAAAGAGAAAUGAUUCGAGUCCAUCGACUGAACAAUCAUCUGUGGGAACAAAUCAUACGAGGGACAUACAACAUCAUCAACAGCAGCAAUCUACAAUGAAUUCUCACAGUGAUGUGGACGACGGUCUUUCUACUCACGAGAUACAAGUGGCGAGAAAUCCAUCGGCCACAGAUACAGACAGUGAUGAACCUGCUAAGAAGCAUUCGAUCUUCGAUAUUGUCGACGAUGAACCUGCUUAUAUUAGUAUGUAUGACAAGGUGAAGGCUCGUUCAACGAAGAACAUGCAAAAACUAGAAGAAGAGAAGCGUCAGGUGCGUCUAAAGGAUAAAUUUUCGCAAUUGAAGCAAAGUCGUGCCAGACGAGAGGAGAAAAAGCAGAGCACGUCGUGGGAUGGAGAUUCAGUGAGUAGCAAAGCCUUGACCGAGGACGAGGCUUCUUCCGAAUCGGAUUCGACAAGAACAAAAUCGAGAAAGGGUUCGCGAUCUCGUAUUCACUCGGACACUAGUGAGGAAGAGGAAUCAUUCAACAACAAGGUUCGCAAGCCUGUAAAGACGGAGAAAUUUCUCGAGAGCGACGUCGAUCUCGGCUUUGCUGAUACCGAGGAAAAGCAAAAUUCGUUGGAGACUUCGAACGUUAUUGUAAACAGCGCACAUACGAAUAUCAAAGAAGAACCUCAUACAUCCGAUGAAGACGAGCGAGUUACAGUUGGUUUUCGUACGAAUCAUCCCACGAUAGUGGUGAAUAAUCACGAGAGAGACUCGCGGAAAAAGUCACACAAGAAGAAACAGAAACGUCAGAAGAACAGCAUUUCGAGUGAAGAGAACUUGAAAGUUGAACCAGCAGAAAAUCUAGAGCAUAAGAACAAAGCCAAUGUUGUUACGUCGAAUGCAGAUUGUCGACCGAAUCACGGCAUGGAAUUGACUACCGUUACUACGAUUGUCACAACAUUGGAAAACGCGGAAGAGAGAAUGCGAACCGAUAAAAAGCAACGUAGUAAAAAGGAGAAGAGACGUGAUCGAAAUGGGGAAGACAAAGUUAAAGCUAGACGAAAGAGGCUCAAUAGACAAGAAGCAAGGGAUUCUCAACGUAUGGAAGACAUCUUCGGCCCUCUUUCGGAUGAUGUUGAUGAUGGUCCACCUAACACAUUCUUCAACAGAUUUGGUAACAUGACUUCGGAAAACAGUGCAUAUGCUUCAGACAGCGAUGGUGGUCGUAGUUCGCUCGACAUGGACAGAAUAAAACGAAAGACGGAGAAGAAACGACGUCAUCAACCGGAGGAUGAGAAUAGCGUUGAUCUAGCCGAAGCCGGGCGAGAGAUCGAAGCGAAACUCUUGGGUAUACCAAGCUCUCCGAAGACUACUCCUGCAUGUACAGCCGAAACCAAUGAUCACGAUGUCUUUCGAUUUACCGAUGAUAAUGACAGUGUCGAACCAUCCACACCUUCGACAGUGCCGGAGAAAAUUAAGGAAAAGAAAAAGAAACGAAAGAAGUCGAAAGAGGAACGUAGUCGGAAGGAUUGCCAUCAUCAUCAUCACCAUCACCAUCAUCAUCACGAAAAGAGCGGCGAAUUACCUUAUUUGGGUGCUGAACCUAGUCCACCGAGAGCGAGCAGUCCAGUAUCUAAGACAAUAUCGCCCAACUUGCCUACGUCUAGAGAAACAUUAUUGAGCCCUAUACCUAAGGUAACUUCUAACGUAUCGACCAUACCGUCGAUUACUCCUCCAGUUGUAACCAGUAACAUUCAGAUCCCUAAAUCAGAAAAGAAGAAAGACAAGCUCAUACCCGGCUUUGGAAUAGAAAUAGACGAGACUAUCCACGAAAACGCCGUAAAAAGCAUCUCGGAGCCGGAUGAAAGAGAUAACAAUUGUCAAUCGCGUAAUAGCAGAGAAGAAUCCGAAGUAUCUGUAUCAACGACGCCCCCGGCUCAGAAUGAGGACAAACCGCGAGUGGCAAUAUCGCAAGAAGAAACGGAAGAUGCCGUCGCCGCGUUACUCGAAGAAAGAUUUGGUGUCUCGACGGAGAAAUUCUCGUAUGAAGGCGAAGAAGAGGAAACGGAAGUCGAUGAGGUUGCUGGGCCACCAGCCGAGGCACCUCAGGAGGAUGUCGAAGAAAUGCAGCAAGCUGUUGAAAGUUUAAAUGCUUCGACGGGGGAAGGUGAUGCGGAUCUAAAACCAGAUACACCACAGAGUGAGCACGAUCUUCAAAUUGACACCGACACGGAGGAAGAUCCGAAUUAUGAGACAGUUGAUCUUACACAACCACCAAAGACACCGGAUAUACCUUCAUUCUACAAAUCUCCGUCAAAGACGUUACCUAUAGCACCCGUCUUAACAGCGCCCGAGAAAUCAGUUGAGAUGCGAUUACCAUCCGCAGUAACGAAGCCGCAGAGUCCACCGACUUCUGUGAUCGCUCAUUCUUGGAGUUUAAACGAACACAGCAAACCACGCGAACCUGUGAAGCCUGUUCAGGUAGAAACUCCCGAAUCAAAUGCUGACAUUACCAAUCCAGAGAGAACAGUGCAGGUACAAAGAACCUCUGCGUCGCCACCACCACCUCAGUAUAAGCAGCCUAUGCUGGUACCAUGUAGCGUACCGAUUACAAGCGACGUACCCAAAUCACUUUCUGUUCCGAGUUCGCGGCCGUCAUCGAUCACCGUGCAACCUCUGUAUCAGAGGCUUCCUGUAUCCCCGCAAUCUCAAAUGGUACCGAUGCGCCAAGCUUCUCCCAAAAUGCAAAAUGUUACGACAGUUUCCUGCUCGUCAUCUUCCAACACAACACCAUUGCCACCAUUGGUUCCAUCGAGAAUGCCACCUUUAGUACCAUCGCAACCAUCACCACGCGUCUCUCAGCCGCUUUCACCUAACGGACAAUGGUCACGAAAUCCUACAUUGAAUCCACACGUAUCCAAUGUAGGAAAGAGAAAACCUCCGACAUCACCACCACCACCUACCAAGAUUGCAGUGUGCGUACCCAUUCCCGCUCAAAGACCGGAAACGACAAUCCAGCAAAUUUAUUCGACUGCGGCGACUCAACAACCAGUGAUACAACACGCAUCGGGAAUGCUGGCACCUGUCUCCGGUUAUCCACGUGGCGGUUUGCCACCAUUGACCCUGAACAUCCCACCGCGGCCUUAUAUGCCGGUACCACCAUUGGCAUCCGGUAUACAGGUCAAGAGCUCGCGCGAUUCUUCUCUAGGCGGCAAAUCCGUAAUCGAAACGUUACUUCCUGUAAAUCCAAACGAACCUUCGCAGAGACUAGAAGAACCAAAAUUAUCACCUGCCGUUAUACCAGAGCCAACGAACAAAGCGUCAACUUCUCCUAAAGUUCCUUCGCCGAAUCAACCACCCACGUAUAUACCUGAAACGGCAAAGAUCGAGAUCAAUGCCAGUACAUCCAGUCCAGUAUUUGGCAAACCUGCCUACGUUACGGAUAGUUACACAAUGUCAUCCAGAACGCAAAAACAGAUGUCCGUAUCUAUCACAACGGAUAGUAAUCUGUUGUCGCCAAGACAAAAGCAGGAAGUGUCGAACCUUCAACUUUUAACUACGCACGUUCCUCGUUCAUCUACUCCCAGUCCUGUGAUUGUGGCUCACGGUCAACCUCAUUUACUUCACAAAUCCAUACAUAUAUUAGGCCCACCGACUGCCUCUUCUCCGAAUCAACCGUUAAUAAAAACCGUAGUACCUGUAGUUCCCCAGCAAGUAACGUCGAACGCACCGCCGUCGGUACCUAGUGACAAAUGCGUUGUCCCGCAGACGCCUGUUGCUUGUCAGAGGCAGUCACCCGUCUCUCAAAGUCAAGUAGUGAAAUCUCACAUACCGUUGGUAUCGACGGUAUCACAGACAAUAAUAACUAGGGUAGUACCAUCUACUGCAUCUUCUGUAUCAACGCCACCGAUAAACGAGCAAACCACGCCGGAAUGUUUGGAGCCACGUAUAAUUCCGGGACAACAAAUGGAGUUAGACACUGAAGCGCAGAUUAAUCAAACAGCUCAACCGAUGCAACUUACACCACCUGUACAAUCUAUUCAACCGAUAGACGAAAUAAAGAAGGAACCAGCCGAUGUUGAACAGGAGGACACAAUAGACGAAGCUGCAUGUAAUGUAACCGAAUCCGAAAAGCCCUUGAAUCCACCAUCUAUAAAAGAAGAAAACGUAGAAUUGAAACAAGAGAAUCAAGAAGUCAUCAAUACGGAAAUUGCACCAUGCGUUCCUAAAGUUGAACCUACAGAUACUAUUGUACCGAAACUCGAAACAGAAAUUCCUAUAAAAAUGGAGCCUGUGAAUGAAAUUAAGGAAGAGGAAACUGUAAAGGAAACUGAUGAAGUUGAAUUAGAUGAAGAGCCAGUAGAAGAUCUAUUGAAAGAGCCGAGCACAGAUCCUCUAGCUAUCGAUAUCAAGGAAGAUCCAACUGAUAGCAAAGAGGAUAGCGAUUAUUGGUCUGCGAAGGAGGUGAAUAUCGAAAGUGUCAUAAAGAAGAUCGAUGCUUUGUGCGACGGCGAAGGUAAUGACGGCGAUGACGAAACUCAACAGGGUAACGAGAGCCUAAAUAGCGACUCGCACGACAUCACUAAAAACGAGUCCGAUUGGUUCGAUACCGAAUCGACGGAGAGCGAGAGCAAAAAGAAUUUCGUCUCGGCCGAUGAUCAAGAUGAGAGCGCGGAAACGUGUGAAAACGAGUGUACAAGGAGUCGUCGCGGCAGAACGAAGAGUAGGCGUGGUAGUCGCGGCGGAGUUACUACUAGGCGGGGCGGUAGAAACGCGAGCGCUAUUUCUCAUCGCCGAGGUGGUAGAAGCUCCAGAGGUAGCAAACACCAUGUUGAGAAGAAUAAAUUGCCGGCUGACGUUUACGAGUUCCACGACGACAGUGAGGAGGAUAAUGCCGGUCGUCCACGACUUAUUCUUACAAUUAAAUCUCCCGGACCCAACGUGACGGGACCGAAUGCACAGCCGGCGACACCUGUGGCCGCGGUCAAAGAGGUGCCGCCGGAGGAAUUUGUCUCCCCGGCUGCUAAUACAAGAAAAUCCAGAAGGCUGGCAGAACGAGAUGGUAGUCGCAAUACCGUCGACGAUGUCAUCGAAGAUGUUGUUCGUGGAUCACCUACGAAUAAAGGACUAAUUAGCGGUAACAGCGGCAACGUACACGCUACUAGACGAAGUACCAGGCAUAACAAUGCCCCGCGUAAUACGGCACAGAUACCUGUCGCGCCGCUGACGGAACUUCGCAAAUCACCUAGAAGCAGCCGUAAAGCAGCGAGAAGAACGUCCGAGAAUAACGAUGACAGUGGAGAAGAAAAGGCUAAGGAAAUAACGACGCCACAAGAAGUUUCAAACAAGGAAGAAUCGAAAUCGGUUCAGAAGCCGGGAAGCCCGAAAGUGGAAGAGCCGGUACAGGUUGCUACACCAGCACCACUGAAGACGAUUUCACACGAACCGAUGACGUUAAUCGAUCCAGUCACGGGAAUGCUGAUACCGAUGAGAGAAUCCGAGGAGGGUCAAUACAUUCCUGUGUCCACGUCAUCUGGUCAAGCGCAAGCUACCAACAGAGCGCUUGGCGAAUCUCGAGGUGGUGGGUUACCUGCCGCAAGUCCGACGAGCGAAACAUCACGAGUGAAGCCAGUUUCCGAGAGUUCUGUCUUAGUAUCGGCGGAGCCAAAGAAAGAAGCCGUUAUAGAGCGUACACUUCAUCAACCUGCCCAACCACAAACUAGCGUGAUUACGAAACCGCAAUCCCCGGCGAUACAAGUAACUUCUACUAUUACUGUUGCGCAAUCCUCGACAGCAAGCACGACCAUCGUGACUACCGUGACUGCGACGAUCGCACCAACUACGACGGCACAGCCGAUAUCUACUUCUCCUUCGCAAGCGAAACCUACGAGUCUCAAGGCGCAUGUAUUGAAUGCCAGCAAGCUGAUAACAUCGACUCAACAGCAGGUCAUCACAAAACCUGUAGCGCCAAGUUUAUCCAACCAAACAAUAGUACAGAACAUUGUUAAGCCACCUGCGCAAGCGAUACAAGGUCUCAAUCUGCAAAUACCACCUGGCAGAGUUGUGUCGCCCAGUUUGAGCCCACGUACGAAACAGGCAGCACCGCUGGCCCCAGCGAACGGGAAACAAGGUCAACCUAUGUCUCCCGUGCUUAACAACACUGGAGCACCACCCAAUCCCAAGCAGCAUCUUCUUCAAGCGGCCAAGCAACAAACGUCGACAAUAGUAAAUAUGUCGCAGAAAAUGCCAAUAAACAUGCAUCCUACUAGUGUAAACGUCACUACUUCAACAUCAAGAAUCCAUCAACCGGUCUCACAGCCCACUGCUCUGAAGGGCAUCAAUGGACAACCUCAUCCGCUCAAUCCGAAAACGCAUUUAUUACAAGGUGUAGUGCCACCGAUUGGAACAGUAGCGAGUCCACCUACGCAGCCGCAUCUCGUCAAUCCGCAAAUUUCAACUGGUGUCAACAGUGUUCGACCAUCGGGACCGAAAGCUCCUAUCACUGGACCGAUGGAAUCUCAAAAAGUGGAAGUACCAAUGUCUGGCUGCAUCAUGGUGCCGACUGCAAGUCCACAAAGUCGCAGUGUACCAAUGCCAACGUACGAGGCUCCACUGCAUGGAAGUACGGGUGCUACUCCACCAGGGGGUCAGUAUGGUCUUGUUCCCCCGCAUCGUUCCCAGAGCCCUCCAUUGCCUCCACCCGCCCAUCAUCACGCUAAUACUUCACAGAGUGAAGUCAAUCAUUACGGAGGACUGGCUCGUGAUCACUAUUUACAUUCUCAGAUGCUCCAGUAUCAAUAUCUCCGCGUGCAACAAGAAGCGAUAACGACUCCUCGCAUGGCUUAUCACAUUCCAGGAACAAGAUCUCCACACUUACCUUUAGAUCCGAAACUCGAGACUGGUAUAGAAGACAAUCACAGUCCUCCUUUAGAAUUGAGACGGGGCACGAGAACACCUCAGGAUCGUACUACCGACAGCCCACAAAUUGCUCAAGUCUACGUGUUACACGGGGGAAUGAGACCGUUACCACCACCUCCACCACAAUACAAUACAGGAAGUAAUAAUCCAUCUCUACCUGGAACACCAGCUGGGGCUAGACCAGGUUACUACGAACCACCACCUGCCCAUUUGCGUUCUCAAUAUCCUAUGGCUGCCAGUGAAGCCCCGCCUGAGAUGGGUAGAGCUCCCACGCCGGAGAGGUGUAGGAAACAUCAGGUCGUCACUCCACCGCUUUACGCGUCUCAAGUGCCACCGCAAGCGGAUUCUUUUCAGAUGCUACUUCAACGUCAUCCGGUUAUGUGGCAAGGUUUAUUGGCACUCAAGAACGAUCAGGCGGCGGUACAAAUGCACUUUGUUUUUGGUAAUCCUAGAGUGGCCAGGGAUAGUUUGCCGUGUAACAGUGACGGCUCUACACCGCCAUUGAGAAUAGCUCAAAGAAUGAGAUUGGAACAAACUCAAGUCGAGGGCGUAGCAAGAAAGAUGCAGACUGAAGAUGAACAUUGUAUGCUGUUGGCACUACCUUGCGGCCGUGAUGAAGUAGAUGUACUACAGCAAAGCAAAAAUCUUCAAUCCGGAUUUAUUAUGUAUCUCCAACAAAAGCAAGCUGCUGGAAUUGUAAACAUUGCAGCACCUGGAUCUCAACAAGCGGCAUACGUAGUUCACAUUUUCCCAUCUUGUGAUUUUGCGCAUGAGACUUUAGCGAGAAUCGCACCGGACCUACAUCAUCGCGUUGCAAAAAUCGCUCACUUAUUAAUUGUCAUCGCCACAGUCUGAGGCCAAUUAGUGAUCUACCGGAUUAUGAUCUUUUUCAUAUCUCUCGCCUUCACGCACCGCAGGACGCUUCGUAUGGCAUGAAGCCUGAAGUGUCCAUCUGACACAUGCGUAGUUGUGCGAUAAAAAGAGGGAUGUAUUCAAGACGAAGAGCUCCUUUUCUGGAGUUGUAUCAGUGACAAUCAAACGGAACCUGGCGGUAAGCCAAUCUUUUAGAUCGUAGGCCUAAAGAGCGAGGCACGAGGUUGUGCAGUGAAGCGAGGUUAGCACUUGGGUUAUCAUCGUGCGUGCCUCUCUUCGAUGAAUUUCGCGCAGGCAAGCUCGUUUCGUUGUCUUGUCCUUUUUCUUUCCUUAUUUCGGCUUGUGACUCGCGUCAAUCAUUGACAACGUUUGUGGGAUCGACCGACGUCACUCUUGGUCUUUCUGACAAGCGAGUCAGGCACAACCCCAGCCUUCAAGACAAGACCUUCGAUUCGUCACACGACGCCCGCUUUACUUACGCUCGUCCUUCCUAUAGAGGGAACAGUAAUAACCCGUUGCUCUAGAUGGAUAAAUUCGAUGGAGAAUACCGAAUAAGAGAAUCCUUAACGUACACUCAUCACUAUUACACAGGAGCUAUUUUAAGUGAGGUUUAUAGGCGUUAAUGAUAAAUUGUGUAAAUUAUACAUUAAGCGAGCCACCGAGGGCAUAACUACUGUGAUUUUAAGUAUUUAACGAUAAUAUAAUUGCGUAUAAA